Molecule: messenger RNA, 2502 nt
Organism: Salmo salar (Atlantic salmon)
Lineage: Eukaryota; Metazoa; Chordata; Actinopteri; Salmoniformes; Salmonidae
Source: RefSeq, a predicted model, not a curated record
UUCAUGUAUGAACUUCUCUGACCUUGGAAGACAGGAUACGCAUAGAGCAAACAAGUUGAAUACAAGUUGGCGUACGCUUCAUUUCAGAGACCCAAAGGCGUUCCAGACAAAUUAAAGCUGCUGUUUUAUUCAGUUUAAUAAAGGACUCUUCAGCCUAGCACACAUUCAAGGACCAACAUCCAAACAUGAGUGGGGCGAUACAUCUAAUCUGCCUGGCUCUGUUUGGCUGGCCUGUAUCUGGUGCUUCUGUUGAAGCUCAGAAGACCUCCCAGGUCUGUUACCUCUGUAACCAUGAUAACUGCCCAGCCGUUGAGUAUGUUUAUGACCAUUUGACGGAUUUGACUUUGUGGUCGCGAGGUAAAAUGGCUGACCUCCCUCCCUGCCCCACCACCUCCCCCGCGCAAUCUGGAAAAUGCUUGUUGUGUGUUGAGAACCAGAAGGUCUACGCUGUGUGUGAAUCAGAGAUCAUCAAGCCAGUCUUUGAGGGCCAAGGCAACUCCAUGCCUAUUAUCAAAGCCAAUUGUCCCAGCAUUGUUUCAACUGAUCAGACGGUGUGUUUGUCUUCACCAGGUGGAGCUGGAGGUUUAGCCAGGCAUCCUGAUCCAAAUGUCCCCACUUUGACCCCCGAUGGCACUGGCGAGUUAUCCAAGGAAGCAAAGAUCGCUAUUGGUGUGCCAGCCACAAUCGCCUUGCUCGUCAUCCUCGUCAUCAUCAUCAUUGUUGCUUUGCGCAGAAGGACCAGAUCAAGGUUUUGUCUAGUGUCCACUUCAGAAGUCCAGUCAGGAACACCAGACCCAGUUAAAGUUAUUAAAGACCAAUGUUCAUAUUGUGUGAGCCUAGGAAAAGAGGAAGAGAUGGACCUGCAAGGAGGGUGUUAAGAUAUGAAUAUCUCAUCAUAUAUUUUCAGGGUGAAUGUUGUCUACUUCCUGUCUAGUUUUAUUCAAACCUAUGGUUUAACUUGAGGAAACAGUACGGUCUAUUAGAAAACCAGGUGUUACGAACCCCUUUUGCCCUGCAGUCUAGGGGGGAUGGAAACGAGACCCGUAACAUAUCUCAUGCAAAUUAUAACAAUGAAAAGGAACAGUGAGAACUAAAAGAAAUCCACAGACAACCUAAACCUACCGUCAAACACUUUAGGUUUAUUUCAAACACACGGUAAUGGGGUGUGGGAAAAAGGGCUGAACUGGACCCAAGGAAAGAAAUAUCCAAAAACCCCUAAGCUAGUCUUACCUGCUUCACGAACAGCUAGCUAACUAACCAAUAAAAUACAGUGGGUGCUCCGCCCAGUUCUAACUAGGGUAUUUAGACAAAGGUUUUUCUACGGGUAAUGUAUGCCCAAGGGCGACUUGGCUUGGUAUCCCCUUUUCCCACCAACAAACAAACAGCCAUUCAGCACAGCAAUACAUACUCACAUGCUAAUGGCCAAUGUGAGAUGUAGGCUCAAAAACAAAAGAGAGAUAGCUCUAGAGACAACUGAUUGGGAUUAUUUUAAACCAAGGGAAAGGGGAUGUGAUUGGGUAAGGGAAAAGGAGCAGGUGUGUCUUCAGAUUGGCGACUGAUGACUGCCACCUGUGACUAGGGCAGAAGGAGAGAAACUAUUCGGACACUACAGACGUUUACGUGAGAAGACACAUUUUUGGGAUGUCUCAUGGUCUGAUAAACACCCUCUAGCUCUGCCACCUUUCACCGCAGAUGCAGAAGUACGACACUGGCGGAUGCGGUGGAUUGAAACGCAUCCAAUGCAAAAAAACAUACAGGAUCUCAAUCUUAAACUGAGGGAUUUUGAUAGAUUUUUUGGUUAUGUAACUUAGAUUGACACACCGGUGUGUCUCUAGGGGGUUAAACCAUAUACGUUUUGGUUCACCAAGUUUGUGUGUUUUGCACAGGUCCGGCCCGCUCGUUAGGCACGAUUAGGUGGCCGCCGUUGGCGCCAGAUUGACGAGGGCGGCAUUUUCUGAGCUAAACUGGCCAUUUCUGGCCAUUUCAAUCAACCAUGGUUUUGCAUGGUUGAUUGAAACAUGAAGUUAUGUUUUUACCAUUGCAAGUAUUUGCAUUGUACUGUAAUUGCUUGUCUGGUGAGGUUAAUUGGUGUUAGUGAUUAGUGUUCUGCAGAGGUUGACCAGAAAGAGGCCUCCAGAAUAAAAUACUGUAUACAAGGGCCACAUGUUUGAGUUCAUAAAUUCUCCUCAGACAUCGAUCUGGACUGAUCAAGAGGGUUAAUUUUUCGGGUUUCUUGUAAAAAUCUUGACAGUCCACUAGCCAACUAUAAAAGCAUGAAGGAUGCAGUCAUAAUGUCAAAAUGAAUUCAAGUUCUUUCCUGUGUAUUGACAGUUCAUGCAUAAUCUAUUCCGUCCUAUUUUAGUCUUUGUUCUAUUUGAUUAUACAAAGCCCUAUUUACAUGCAAGGGAAUCUACAGCCAUCAAUAUCCUGGUGCAAGUGAUGCUCAUCUUAUGUGCUCGUUCCUUGUCUAUUUUCAGAAUAAACAACACCAGAGAACUGGGA